AUGUGGUAUUUGAAGUAUUCGAUAUUUGUUAAUGGUGAAGAACAACAAUGCAUAAAAGCAUUGCUACCUGGGAAAGAAUAUACUGUAGGCAAAAGAGAUACCAAUAUUGUCAUACGACAUGACAACAGCAUUAGUAAAAAGCAUGUAACAAUAACGGUUGCUUCCAUGACAGUGGCAGGCUUGGAAGACGUUAAUCAUAGACCAAAACUAACAGUAACAGAUCACGAAACAACAUAUGGCACACGCUUAGAAGGAAAGUUAGUUCAAGGUUCAGCUCCAUGGCACAAUGAUGAAAUUAUGCAACUAGGAAGCUUAGGGUUCUAUAUGAAGGUGAUAUGGAAACCUGUUAUUGUAUGUCGAAAUGUCGUUAAAAGUGCUGAAAAGAAAAGACUGAUUAAGGCUGCAUAUCAAAUAGGGUUUAAUGUACUGAAAAAAUGGAAUAAUCAAUGCACUCACUUGUACAUGACGGAAUUGCUUGUUAGUGACAAGUUGAUGCAUGCAAUGGUUACCAAUAGACCAAUUGUAUCUGAAAAGUGGUUGUAUAGUUUAAUAGAGAAUGGUGAUGUUGAAGAGGCAAAUAGACAGACAGAGCCUAUCAUUUUAAAAGACUAUGGGCCAUUGAGAAAGACAAUCGAACUAGUGUAUAACCCAAAUAGAGAAGAGUUAUUUGAUGGCAUAGAUUUUUGGAUAUUUGAUCAAGCACAGAAAGUAUGA
This is a messenger RNA of Rhizopus microsporus ATCC 52813, 714 nucleotides long. RefSeq lists its product as uncharacterized. Gene Ontology annotation, molecular function: damaged DNA binding; protein binding. Gene Ontology annotation, biological process: double-strand break repair via homologous recombination; mitotic G2 DNA damage checkpoint signaling. The transcript has 7 exons. The coding region runs from base 1 to 714 and encodes 237 amino acids. The record is from RefSeq and is a predicted model, not a curated record. Gene Ontology annotation, cellular component: Mre11 complex. NCBI's taxonomy places the organism in Eukaryota, Fungi, Mucoromycota, Mucoromycetes, Mucorales, Rhizopodaceae.